CUACCCAACCUUAUUAAAUUAUAAAUAGACAGUGAGGUGGAAGAGCAAAUAAGCCAUUCACAUAUCUUACAGGCAAGGCAAAGGCAAGAUGAGUGAAGAGCCAAAGGGAAAGGUGAUAACCAUCCUCGCCAUCGACGGCGGGGGCGUGAGGGGGAUCAUCCCCGCCACCAUCCUCCACUCCCUCGAAUCUCACCUCCAAGAACUCGAGGGACCCAAUGCCAGGAUCGCCGACUACUUCGACAUCGUGGCCGGGACGAGCACCGGCAGCCUCAUCGCCGCCAUGCUCACCGCCCCGGGCGACGACGGCCGCCCCUGCUUCACCGCGGCGGAGAUCCCUCCCUUCUACAAGAAGGAGUCUCCCUAUAUCUUCAAGAAACCGGUCAUUCACCCACUGGCCACAACUACUACUCCGGCUGCCGGCGGCGGCCGCCUUGCGCAGCAGCUGCCUGAGUUCUCCGAAGCAGAUAUCCCUCCUUUUUACAAGCAACAGCCUAACCCUGCCGCCCUACUCCAAGGAAUGCCGCCUGAUCAAGUCCAACUGUAUAGUAUUCUUGAUUUGUGGGAUUGGUUCAAGAGAUUGGGCUCUGCAGCGAAGUGGGUGAUUGAUUUCGUGGUGCAAAUAGGGUUCCGCCCCAAGUACGACGGGGCUUACCUGCACGACAAGAUCAAAAGCAUUGUUAGAGACACUAAGCUCAACCACACGCUCACUAACGUCGUCAUCCCUGCCUACGACGUUCACCGUUUGAAAACCGUCGUCUUUUCCUCUCUCCAGGCAAGAAGGGACGCGUCGAAGAAUCCGAAACUCUCAGAUGUGUGCAUUUCGUCUUCUGCGGCGCCUAUUUUCUUCCCUCCCCAUAGCUUCAAGCUGCAAUCCUCUCAAGGGAUUGAAGAGUUCAACCUCGUCGACGGAGGCGUCGCAGCCAACAAUCCUGGGACGCCGCGCAUCACGGACGUGUUCAUGGGGGCGAGCGACGAGAUGGUGGACGUGUACACGGAGAUGGUCCUCGAGGGCGCGGCCUGCCCGGACAACUACCUGAGGAUCCAGUACCAGGGCAUGAAGUACGACGAGUGCCUCGUGGACGACUCCAGCCUGGACUACCUUGACAAACUGCAAGGGUUCGCCAAUGAGAUGCUGGGCGAUCCGGUUUCGGGUCCCUCCGCAAAAGUUCCCACCAAUGAAGAGGCUCUCGCUGCGUUUGCGCGUAACUUGGUCAGUAACAAGAAGAAGAAGAAGUAGCUAGCUAGUAGUCAUCAAAUGAAUGGGAACGAGUUUGAUUUGAUUGUAUUAAUAAGGGUUCCACAUCUGGAUCAAUCAGAUGUACCUACUAUACCCACGUCGUACUUAUAUGUGUGUCAUGUGUUCGAUCAAUAACGUGUUUUGGAGUGUUUUCAGAUAAUUGACUUUUCGUGAGGCCAUGCAUGGACUCAGUCUGCAUGCAUGCCCAUGGCAAGCACAUUAUUAUUGUGUACGUCUUACGUAGUAGUCAAUGAAUAUUGUUAUUAUGUACUGGAUGGAUUGUUGGUGAUCUUUAAUUUGUGUACUGGCUCGAAAUAAAUCAAAGUCGGCAUC
Cuscuta campestris is the source of this 1570-nucleotide messenger RNA. The record is from the annotation of a GenBank genome assembly. NCBI's taxonomy places the organism in Eukaryota, Viridiplantae, Streptophyta, Magnoliopsida, Solanales, Convolvulaceae.